AUGUUGUCAAUGACGGACACCUGCAUUUCAUGUCACGGCAGCAGAUAUCUAAUAUUUUGCUGCCAUUCGUCCUUCUCCAGUUUCGGGUUCUAUACAUGCCCAUCUUUCCGGUAUUACUUGAACCUCCUAGCUUUCCUUUCUGCAAUUGAUAAUAUCAACCAGGACCCAGACAUCUUACCCAAUAUCACUCUUGGCUUCCAUCUAUAUGACUCAUGGCUGGAACCCAGGAAGGCUGUACAGAGCGUUCUGAAGAUCUUAUCUGGACCAAAUGGGACAGUUCCUAAUUAUUCCUGUAAAGGACAAGGCAAACUGGCCGGUGUUAUUGGAGAUCAAUAUUCAUCCACUACAAUCCCAAUCGCCCAAAUCCUCGCACUGUACAGAUACACACAGAUCAGCUAUGGAGCCACCGAUUAUUCAUUAAGUGACAGACACCUUUACCCGCAUGUUUUUAGGACCGUUCAGAAUGAUUAUGUCCAUUAUUUAGCAAUUGCCAAACUAGUGAAAAUUUUGGGCUGGACGUGGGUUGGAAUACUUUUAUCAGAUGAUGACACCGGCGAGAACGAGGCAAAAAUUCUGAAGCGACAUUUGGCUUCCCGGGAGAUUUGUGUGGCUUUUGAAAAAAGAAUGACUAUGAAUUCCGCUACAAUUGAUCAGUGGAUGGACACACUUAGUAAAGUACGAUGUAACGUUUUAAUAUUUUGUGGUUACUUCACAAGCAGUGCUCAGAGAUACCUUUAUGAAUUCUCUCAGAUCAAUAGAAAUAAUAUGCUUAUCCUUCCCCCAGGCUGGACUUCAGGUGAAAUCAAGAUAAUAACUUUUCUCACAAGUUAUAUAACAAGCUUGUCUUUAGAUUUUUUUGAUCCACACCUUCUUAUAGAUGAAAGUCAGUUUGAUGACAAUCUGUUAUCGAGACAUCCGCAAAUUGGGCUGUUGCUGGAUAAUCUGAUCAUCACAUUUUACAAUAUAACAUCAACUCAAAAUGGAAAAAAUAUCUAUUUCCAAAAUGGUACUAUUUUUAGUCAUAGUUUGUUAAGAGUCUUUCUUCCAAAAAUUGACAUAAGUUUCCUUCAUGGAGAAUCUGUACGAGUGUAUAUUGCAGUAGAAGCUAUGGCUGAAGCUAUACAUUUUUUCACCAAGUUUAAUCGCAGUUUUAUUAUUAACAGAUUUAAUCAGGUAAAACAACAGUCAAUUAUUUUUUAG
This is a messenger RNA of Rana temporaria (common frog), 1200 nucleotides long. RefSeq names its product vomeronasal type-2 receptor 26-like. The transcript has 4 exons. Gene Ontology annotation, molecular function: G protein-coupled receptor activity. The record is from RefSeq and is a predicted model, not a curated record. Bases 1 to 1200 code for a protein of 399 amino acids. Gene Ontology annotation, cellular component: membrane. Lineage: Eukaryota; Metazoa; Chordata; Amphibia; Anura; Ranidae. Gene Ontology annotation, biological process: G protein-coupled receptor signaling pathway.